Suillus subalutaceus is the source of this 342-nucleotide messenger RNA. RefSeq lists its product as uncharacterized. The transcript is spliced from 3 exons. The record is from RefSeq and is a predicted model, not a curated record. Lineage: Eukaryota; Fungi; Basidiomycota; Agaricomycetes; Boletales; Suillaceae. The coding region runs from base 1 to 342 and encodes 113 amino acids.
AUGCUCAGAAGGCAGGUGCCUUGCUGUGUGAAAUUCGCAGUGUGUAUUCAGUUAAGUGUGGCAUCAACCAUGUGUGUUGCUCUUGCAUUGGUUGUCAAUCUGACAUCUGGGCUGAGUCCAAUCGACUUGGAGUUGGAGUAUAACAGAAUUGUGCCGAAGGGACCGGCAAGAAUUUGUGCAGUUGGAUCAUUUGAAAGAAUAUACACUGUUGAUCCCACUGGGCAGAUCAAUCUACAGACAACAUAUCUUGAUGGGACACCAGCUGGCGCUACUCCAGAACUCGAGCUCAGCAUCAACACUAACCUCUUUGAGGAUCCUUGGAAUGAGCAGAACAACACUUAA